Molecule: messenger RNA, 939 nt
Organism: Vicia villosa (hairy vetch)
Lineage: Eukaryota; Viridiplantae; Streptophyta; Magnoliopsida; Fabales; Fabaceae
Exons: 1
Coding region: 1-939 (312 amino acids)
Source: RefSeq, a predicted model, not a curated record
AUGUCUUCGUCUUCUGAUGAAGAAAGACCCAAAGUUACAGAUCCGCCGUCAAAACCCGACGAUCCAAGCCAAAACCCUCGCAAUCCCUACUAUCUGCAUCCUGGAGAAAACCCAGGAGCCACCAUUGUUGCACCUCCUUUAGAUGACAACAAUUAUCAUAACUGGAGUAAAUCUAUGCGAAGAGCGCUCACAUCCAAGAACAAGAUUUCGUUCAUCAAUGGCACGCUUUCAAGACCGUCUCCAACAAGCACCGAUUUCGAGCUUUGGGAUCGCGCCAAUAGCAUGGUUCUUUCUUGGAUCAAUAGAACCCUCUCGCCACAUAUUGCUCAAAGCACUAUCUGUUUUGAUUCUGCUUUCCAUCUCUGGGAAGACCUUAAGGAAAGAUUCACCAAAGGUAACCAUUUCCGUUUCUCCGAUCUCUUGCGCGAUUUACAUUCCAUUCAACAAGGGGAUCGAUCCCUUUCCACAUACUUCACCGAUCUAAAAAUCCUCUGGAAUGAGCUUGAAGAUCUGCGUCCUACACCUUCUUGCUCAUGCCCUACACCUUGCAUAUGUGAUCUUGCCAAGGCUGUGCGUUCCUAUAAGCAUAUGGAAUAUGUUACCUGCUUUUUGAAAGGAUUGAAUGACAACUAUCACAACAUUUGCACCCAAAUCCUUCUCCUUGAUCCUCUUCCAACCAUCAGCAAAGCUUAUUCCUUAAUUGCCCAGCAACAACCAUCUAUAUCUCCAUCCCCAUCUUCCACAAAUCCCACCAUCCUCGCUGCUGCUUCUAACCCUAAAGCCAAAGGCAAAAUCUCAUCAAAAACCCCCAUGCUCUGCACUAAUUGCAGCAAAACAAACCACACAAUUGAAAACUGCUACUUUAAGCAUGGUUUUCCUCUGGGUUACCGCUCCAAGAAUACCAAGAACCCUGAUUCAAAAUCCUCAGCUACACCAUAA